Molecule: messenger RNA, 310 nt
Organism: Staurois parvus
Lineage: Eukaryota; Metazoa; Chordata; Amphibia; Anura; Ranidae
Source: the annotation of a GenBank genome assembly
UUUUGCAUUUCCGGGAAGAGAACUGUAAGUAAAUAAUACAGAUCUCUCCCCUGUCAGCUCCUGCACACUGCUAUGCAUGGCUGUGCAUAGCAGUGUGCUUACAGUGUAAAGCACACACAGCCCCCUAGUAAAACACAUACAGCACACAGUUAACCCUAUGAUCGCCCCACAUGUUAACCCCUUUCUGCCCAGUGCCAUUAGUACAGUGCAGUGCUUUUUAUUAGCACUUAUCACUGUAUGGGUGUCAUUGGGGAUGUCAGUGACACCAAGUCAGUUCCCCCCCGUGCCAGAAUGCCUGCCGCAGUCGCGC